AUGUCGUCGACACCACCGCCGCCAUCACCAACCUCACUUCGAGUUCCUCGAGCUCCGCGCUUCGGCCCCAUGUACGAUGAUUAUGAGCCAUACCCCACACGUUAUUCUACUAGGCUUGCUAGCCAACGCAUUGCCCGGGCUGCCCACACUACGCCACCUCCAAGUCACCCAAAGCCUUCUACGAAAAAGGGCGUUUCUAAAAGAACUCUUUCGCCUCCAUCGCCUGGGACUGUGAAACCCUCGUCUAAAAAGGCACCACACACCCAUGCAUCUUCUUCUUCUCACACUUCCCCUUUCAACUCUUUCUCUUCACAACCCCGCACUUCUGCACGCCAGCAAUCUCGCUCCUCUGCAGAACGUGCUCUACCCACUCCCGUGAAGACUCCUUCUAAAAAGAAGGAUCUUUCCUCUGUCACUACCACUCCUCGUUCUCUUUUCCCUUCAACUGCGACGUCCAAGCGAAGAAAGAUGGACACUCUCGAUGAGCUGGGUGAAGUUCACCCCAUCGGUGGUGCACCUCUCAAUGUCUUUCAGGAUAUAGCUGCCCACACUUCAACUACACCUGCUCGUCUUCCUCGUGGUGGCAAGCCUGCUAAGGUCGCCAUUCAUACUGAUUCCCGUGAUCGCAUCCCCCAGUCGGCUUCGGUGUUUGAUGUGUUCUCCCAGAAGCCUGAAGGCUCUGGCGCUGGACGAGUGACUCGCUCAAUCCCUGUUGCCGAACCAGGUCCCCCAAGCCGGGAUGGUGCUUGGUACGUCAGCCGUGGACAACAACACAUCUACCGAAAGUUUGAUGAUAUGGAGUCUGACGACGACGAAUCUGAUCUUGGGCUGUUUGCCAGUCGUCCUGACCUUCUGGCCAAGAACCCCGACUGCCUGAAGGGUAUCAAGUCGCUCAAGCGAAGCGAGAUCAAGCCAAAGGUCCUUUUCCCUCUUGAUACUACUCCACUUGACACUACUCCUGUCAACCCCGCUCCUCAGUACAACACCGCCGACCGUGUCAAUAACACCAUCGCCUGGAAUUCCGACGAAGAUUAUUACGAACACGAAGAAGAUGUCACCGAUGUGGAGGACUACUACGAGGGUCUUGUUGACGACAUCAGCCCAACUGACGACCCCUUGCUUAAGUCUCCUCCUCCUACGGAACCCAAUGAGACCCCAAUGACCUCUGGAGUCCCCGGUGAAGACCAAGUCAAAGAACCCUCUCUUGGCACCGGCGGCGUUCUCGGCUGGCUGAAGUCUGCCAAGCAGAGGCAGGAUCGUGCCCUGGAGACACCCGCUGAUCGCAUGAAGCGCCACCGAGAGGCACGCGGAAGCCCCCACCCCCGCACCCGGAAGGCCCUGCGCGAUGAGGCUGCGGCCUUGGCCAAAGCUGCUGGUCAGGUCUCCGCCGAGGGAUCCGCUGAUACCUAA
Molecule: messenger RNA, 1410 nt
Organism: Penicillium salamii
Lineage: Eukaryota; Fungi; Ascomycota; Eurotiomycetes; Eurotiales; Aspergillaceae
Source: the annotation of a GenBank genome assembly